Molecule: messenger RNA, 2798 nt
Organism: Homalodisca vitripennis (glassy-winged sharpshooter)
Lineage: Eukaryota; Metazoa; Arthropoda; Insecta; Hemiptera; Cicadellidae
Exons: 3
Source: RefSeq, a predicted model, not a curated record
ACAGUAUGCCAAACAAAGAUAAACAACGGCCCAUUAAGUUGAUAUUUCAUGAAGAAGCUGAGGCACGUAGAUUUAAUGAAUUGUUCUCAAAGGACUUGGUUGCUGAGGCAGAUGUAGCUUUCACAGACAUAAGUAUCUCAAGGGAUAGAACACCCCGUGAAAGACAACGUUUGAAAAGUCUUAGAGCGGAGUUGGAUGCUCGAGCAGGGAAGGAUAUCUCUAACUCAGAGUUGGGUCUCUAUAAUUAUGCUGUGUUCAGGAAAGAUAGGUCACCUCUUACCAGUGCUAAAGAGUCGGGUGGGGGAGUCAUGAUAGCUGUACAUUCUGAUUUCACCUCAUUUGAGAUUUGUUCUUCUAUAAUGGAUGUAGAGCAUGUGUUUGUGUCUACCCGAACCUGCAAUCGUGAAAUAAUAUUUGGCGCUGCAUAUUUACCCCCCAGCUCACCGUCUGACAAGUAUUCCCAUUUUUGUGAUGCAGUCGAGGAAGUGUAUAUGGUGUCUGAUCCUGGCACUUCAAUCGUGAUAGCAGGAGAUUUCAAUCAACCAUCAGUGAACUGGAUAGAUACCUCGGCCCUUGCUCCGCCUAUCGGAGCCCAAUUAUUGAUCGAUAUGUCAAACUUUCUUCAGCUAUCACAAGUCAACAACGUUUCAAACAGCAGAGGAGUAUUUCUCGAUCUUGUAUUCUCUUCUGAUCCGGAACUGCAAGUGUUUCCAUCUAUUGACCCGUUGAUAGUUGAAGAGAGUGCUCACCCAGCCCUCGAACUUAUGCUUGCGGGUGACCAUACCCCCCAAAACCGCCAUACGGCCUAUGUACCGAACUUUAAUAGAUGCAAUGUCGCUAGGGUAAACGAUUGGAUCUCUCAACAGAUGUACCCCGCUGAAAAUUCUCUCAUCGAUGCGGAAGUCCUGUUUGUCAAGUUUUGUGGAGAUUUGAGGGACGUCAUAUUACAAAACUGCCCUAACAAGAGAAUUGGUCACAGCCCCUUUCCCAGCUGGUUCUCAAAGCAGCUUCGUGAAUGUGUUAUUAAGAAAAAAAUACUUCAUUCCCGUUUCAAGUCAACGAUGAAUUUAGAAGAUUAUAAAAUAUUUAGAGAAGCUCGCAAUGAGUGUAAGAAAUUAUCAAGAGAAUGUUAUUCUUCUUAUAUAUCCAAUGUUGAGGCGGGCCUAUCAAAUAAUCCAAGGACUUUUUGGGGCUAUGUGCGGAAUCUUAGAAGUAAUAAUUCUACUCAGAAUUAUCUUAAUCUUGGCAAUCAAGUGGCUAGGGAACCGCACAAGAUCUGCGAACUAUUUGCUGAUUUCUUUUCUUCCAUCUACAGAGUGCCCAGUGCUGCAGUUCCUGAAUACUCCUUUACCAACAACUUUAAUCUUUCGACUAUCCAUGUUACAGCCACUGAAGUGGAAGGGAUUUUGAGGAGUCUGGAUAGUUCUAAGAGCCCAGGUCCAGAUAUGAUUCCCCCGCGUUUUCUCAGGAUGUGUGCAGAGGUUCUGGCUCCCCAUCUAUCGAUACACUUCAACAAUUUACUAAGCCAGGGAGUGUUUCCUACUUACCUAAAAUCGGGAUUUCUUGUACCUCUCCACAAAUCAGGAUCCCGUUCUAAUGUGAAAAAUUAUAGACCAAUCGUCAUUCAACCAGCUAUAGCUAAAAUAUUUGAGAAAUUGUUCUUGGACAGAAUGACUUUUACAUUUAAGAAUCUGAUUAUCCCUGAACAACACGGAUUUCAGCGAGGAAGAUCUACUGCGACCAACUUAGUGGAGUUUACUAGUGUUGUUCUUCCUGCAUUGUCGAGAGGAAAACAGGUGGAUUGUGUUUAUCUGGACUUCAGCAAGGCCUUCGACAGAGUUGGACAUUCCCAUUUGCUGAAAAAACUUGAGGCUUUUGGUGGAUCACAUCUGGGACCCUUUUUGUUCUCCAUGUUUAUCAAUGACAUUGGUACUACUUUAUCGAGCCAAUAUCUCCUGUUUGCUGAUGACGUUAAGAUCUUUGCUGAGAUAUCAAGUAUCCAACAUCAGCAGGAACUUCAAAGGGAUCUACAACGAAUUCAAGACUGGUGUCAAGCAAGUGGUAUGGACUUAAACACUGAUAAAUGCAACACUAUAUCGUACACCAGAGCUCAUGAGAUCCUGCAGUUCAAUUAUACGCUCUAUGGUGUCACCCUUCAGAGAGUUACGAGAACCCGUGACCUUGGAGUUCUCCUUACAUCAACGCUGGACAUUGGUGAGCACAUUCGCAGCAUCGUCAGUAAAGCAGUCUCAAUCCUAGGGCUUAUAUGCCGCACCUGUCGUCGUGGUUUCUCUGCUACUGUAGUCGGGACCCUGUAUGCUGUUCUGGUCCGUCCGGUCCUCGAAUUUUCUUCUGUGGUCUGGUCCCCCUACCAGGUUGGACACAUCUCAAUGCUUGAAUCUGUUCAAAAGCGUGUGUUCAGAACUGUUGGUGUGAAGCUUGGUUACCAGUAUCUCGAUGUCGAUUUGGAGACAAUGUCUAAUUUUCUUCACCUUCCACCGCUGUCAGUUCGCAGAACCUUAAUGGACAUGGUUUUCCUUUUUAAGAUCUUGAAUGGGAUGAUCGAAUGUCCAGCCAUUCUUCAGGCAAUAGACCUUCAUAUACCUCGUAGUCAAGCACGGAGCUCCCAACUGUUCACCAGACGUCACCAUCAUACCAACUACCUUUACCACGGUACGAUCCCGAGGCUGAUGAGAACGGGCAACAGUAUGUGUUCUGACGUGGACUUCUUUGAUCCGUCUUUUCGUCACUUCAGGAGAAACGUACUGGAAGCUAUAACUUCACCAACUGGAGCCUGA